This is a messenger RNA of Ornithorhynchus anatinus (platypus), 4207 nucleotides long. RefSeq names its product ubiquitin domain containing 2 (gene UBTD2). NCBI's taxonomy places the organism in Eukaryota, Metazoa, Chordata, Mammalia, Monotremata, Ornithorhynchidae. Gene Ontology annotation, molecular function: protein binding. The record is from RefSeq and is a predicted model, not a curated record. The transcript has 4 exons. The coding region runs from base 34 to 912 and encodes 292 amino acids.
GCGCCGGGGGCCCCGCGGCCGGGACGGGCCCCCAUGGGCGGGUGCGUGGGCGCGCAGCACGACUCCUCGGGCAGCCUCAACGACACGUCGGACGGCGGCGGAGUUGCUUUAGGUCGCAAUCAGCCUCUGAAGAAAGAGAAACCCAAAUGGAAAAGCGAUUAUCCCAUGACCGACGGACAGCUGCGCAGCAAGAGGGAUGAGUUCUGGGACACGGCCCCGGCUUUUGAAGGCCGCAAGGAGAUUUGGGAUGCCCUCAAGGCGGCAGCCCAUGCAUUUGAGAGCAAUGAUCACGAACUGGCACAAGCAAUCAUUGACGGUGCAAACAUAACAUUACCACACGUUGUCCGUACAGGUCGAGAACAACCUUUUGAGAGAGCCUUUCUCCAGUUCCUCGGGGAAAACCGGUCCAUCUUGGAGAUGGAAAUAGGGCAGCGCUUCCCAACAAUAAUGCGAGCCAGAAGAGGACCUCUUGGUAAGGAAAGAGUGCCUUUGGAAGAAAGCUGCCUAAACUCAGGCGCCCUGACAGAAUGCUACGAUGAACUGGGCAACAGAUACCAGCUUCCCGUCUAUUGUUUAGUGCCCCCGGUCAACAUGAUAGAGGAGAAGAGCGACACAGAGACUCUGGAUUUCCCCGAGCCCCCGCCCAACUCGGGCUACGAAUGCCAGCUGCGGUUACGCCUCUCCACGGGCAAGGACCUGAGACUCUUAGUCCGCAGCACAGACACGGUGUACCACAUGAAGAGGAGGCUGCACGUGGCGGAAGGAGUGGACCCGCUCAAUCAGCGCUGGUUCUUUUCGGGCCGACCGCUCACCGACAAGAUGAAACUGGAGGAGCUGAAGAUCGCGAAGGACUACGUGGUUCAGGUCAUCGUGAGCCAGCCCUUACUCAAUCCGACCCCCGUCGAGAACUGAUGGGGUCCCGCCGGCUGGUUCCCCCCACCUCUUUCUCGUCUUUCUUCCUCCGCUCUGGGAUUUAUUUUCCACUGCUCUUCUUUUCCCAUAUGUGAAUUCAGUUCUGAGGAGUGACCAGCCAAGAAUUCCAUCUGUGAUGGAGCCGUACACAACAGUAAAGUGAAAUCGAUCACCGAGAACCGACCCUCGAAACGCACGCGGUCACUGUUCCCAGUGCGAGAGGCGGUGAGAUAAGUAGCUAAGCCUUUAAAAAGCAACAAGCAGCUGGCCUAAAGUUCUUCGGACCGAAAACUCUUCAAGGACAGCACCUUUUUGAACACAGAAUAGUUUUCUAAAAAUGUUUACAAAACCAAAUUGUACUAUUUCCAGAAUCAGCACUACGUAUAUAGUUCAUCCAAAAGUGUAGCUUCUCGGGCGGAAAGAGUCUGCUUUAGUAUUUAUACCGUUUCUUUUUCUUCUGGUUUCCGUUCUGCUGUGUUGUUGAGCACCCCUCCACAAAACGGGGACGGGGAGGCAGAGAUCGCCGGCGUUGUACUUCACCGUAGUUUGCCUCGGGUGCUCGGUUUGAGGAUUUUCGUAAUGGCCAGACCCAUCCACUGGUGACCGUCCAUCGUGCCGGAGCUGGUAGCCUUCUGCUGUCGCUGACUUCCGAAACUAGGGCAAUAAUUUAGCGUACACGGGAAUCCCUCGAUAGACGGAAUCGAUACGUUUCUGAAGAGGUGCCUGUAGAGUGAAUUUCACUGGGGCAAGCCCCGUAUUCCCAUUGUCCGUCCGGCAGUCGAAGAUGUUUUCCCACUCUUCCCGACCACUUCAGGGUUCCCCGGGGGGGGAGGGCUCCAGGAGUAGGGCGGAGAUGAAACCCACAGUCCCACGGCCUCACACCAGCUAAUGCCUCCACCGUGGGCGGCAUUCUUAUCCUGCCCUUAGGUCACCAGUCAGGUCGGGUAGUUAGCCCUGUGCGUCCCCCGCCCCGAGCGGGUGAGGCGGGGUGGCUUAGCAGCUUGGAAUUUUGUUAUGUGAGUUUGAAUCCCUCCGGUCCCCCUGCUCUUAGCACUUCCCAGUGGGGACCUCCCCCAGCCCCGUGGUGGGGUUGGGAAGCAGAAAGGGGUGCGGGCGCUCCUCUCCCUCGGCCCCAGCUCUGAAGCCUAGAGAUGCAAUCCCGAGGCCCGUGUCUCCCCGAAUUCCAGGUUUCGUCCGAGCGAGAUUCUGACUAUCGAAGUUGCCGUAUAACGAGGGAUACCUGUACCGUAAAAAUCUCUCCUGUGUUGUACUGUAAAUUGAGCUCUAAGAUUCUCCUGGCGUAGCGACACCUGCAAGUGGCCAUAGAAUCCUGGGGCUCGAUUCUCCUCUUUCAUCCCAAUGGUGCUAUCGUAUGCUCCACUCGAGCAUAGAAGGGGGGGGAUAGGAAUAUCUGCACAGACUCAUCCUCGCCGCCCCCACCUCCUCCCUCCCCCAGUGUAGACCAGGUAUACCAGCCACAGCAGCCCUCACUCCAGGAGUAGGACUGCUGGGAGAGGAGAAUCAUCCUCACCAUUUCCUUGGGGGCGAGGAGAUCAGCGAAAUUCUGUGCUGCCUGUCCUUACUGGACCCCCUCCUCUUCCCAUGCCCUGAGCCAUGCCAACUUUGGGCCCCUGAAGCCUGGGAAACCUUCCCGUGGCUCUGCCUGCGAAUAGACGUGAGGCCAGUCUCUCCUUUCUAUUCUCUCCCCAUCAAAACGGACUCUUCGCCCUCACACAGGGUCCCCGGCCACCCUCGUGCUGAUCUUCCCAUCGAACUGGGGAGGAGAGUCGAGCUCACGGGGCAUUCACUCUUUCAGGCCAGUAGAAAAACUAAUCUGAAUUCAUGCCCGACAGUUACAAAAGAGUCACCGAGCAGCUGCUUAAAAGCUGACGUCAGAACGGUUUAAUGGAUGCCUGUAAACUCACGAGCCCUUGUGUGUUUUUCUUUAAUCUGCCCGGGACUCUUCGGGGGCCAUUGUGUAACGGGGUGUGACGGUUUUCUGCCCGUGGACUUUUCCAGCGGACGUGGCAGAGGAGUUUCGGCCGGCCGAAGGCCAUGUCGAUUCUUUGGCCGUGCGGCUGAGGUUCCGUGAGCCCAGGGUUACGGUCGCUUGGGUGGGAUGGGAGCCGGUGCCCUUAUCAGACCAUCUGUGCACUUAUAACAGUCUCUGGGAGGGGAAAAAGGGAAGGAGGAAAAGUGCUUUGCUGUUGGCGACUUAGCUGAAGACUCAAAACCAGCCCCAUCACAUUUGAGUCAGGACCAUUAACCGUCUCCUUUUAGGUUAAUGGGGCAAGGAUGUCAGCUGGCAGACCUUGCUGCACUCGGGUCAGGUCUGACCAAUUAGCGUCAGUCCUCUUCUCCCAAAGACCGGCGGCAGAGCCGGAGAAAGAGCUGGAGAGCUGUGGAGAGGUAUGUAGGGGAAGCAACGGGCAGCCGUCCUCCCUCGCCUCUGCCACUAGACCUGCUAGCUAGGAAAACCAGCUGGAUCUCUCACAAGCCCUCCUGCCUCUCCCCCACCUCCAGCUCCUGCCAGUCAAUCAAUCGGUCGUUUUUAUCGAGCUCACUGUCGAGCGGAGGGGCUCUGUCCGGCUGCCCUCCCCUCCCUAUCGAUCGACAGGCUCCCCCCACCCCCAGACCGGCCAUCAUUAAUCACAGCAUCAACUGGAGAUAACUCAUUUGGAGAUGGAACUGAAAAAUCUCCUUUUAGACUAGAGAAGUGCCUGGGGAGAUGUUAUCGACAAGUCGUGACUUAACCAGCUUUCCAAAAGGAUCAGACGCUUUUAGAUAUCCUCCUCCAUGCAGCCUAUGCAGCCCCCAUAUGAGGGUGGCUGGAAUUACAUUAAGUCGCUGAACUCGAGAGGAGGCUGUAGAGCUUUCCUUCUUCGAGGAGAGGUGUGGCCGAGAGGGGAAGCCCCCGGGGGUCCUCAGAUCGCCCACGUCUGCCAUCAGAAGAGCCCGCCAUUCGUUCCCCGGGCCCACGGCCGCCUCGCGCUACAGCAUUUUGGGGAGUUGUACAGGUAAUUCCCUGGAUAUCCCCCUCUGCUGGGGGGCAAACCUGACUUCCCGGGGGUUAAUCCCCUACCAUCCCCUACCACGGUUACCAUUGCCCGGUUCUCUGAAUUCCUGGAUCUUUUGUUUCGUUUUGACUUCCUGUUUGGGCUUCUCUCUUGGUUUAGGGCAAAGAACGUUUGCUCCUGCCCAGCCACCCCCAGGGGGUCUACCUCAUACCGAUGAGAAACUAAGUUUUUCUUUCUCUUUUACAUCGUAAAUCAAUAAACGGAAAAAUACAUCAUCA